UAAUUAGAACAAGCUUGCAUUCCACAGCGAAGUAUUUUGUCCUCUACAUGGGGCUAUGCACAAGCUGGUCGCAAAAUCGAGCUCUGUAAUCUUGCAUAUUUGCUUUAAGAAGCCAGUUUAAAAAGCUUCAUUUUUUGAAGGUCAACUCUUUCAUCUGUUGGAGUUUACGGAGGAAAUAUUUCUGUUAAAAGAGGGUUUUUAUAGUCACUUUAUUCAGUGUUGUUUAUACAAGUACGUUUGAGGAAAGCAUCUCAGCAGUUCCCUUGUUGAAAUUAGCUAGCCGGCUUUGCACCACUAUAAAAUGAGAAGAAGGAAGAACAGUCAACAAGCGAAUUUGAAGAGCAUUAGAGUAAUGGUGAUGGGACAGGACGGAGUUGGAAAAACUGCUCUCAUCGUACGAUAUCUCACCAGACGGUACAUCCACGAGUACGACAAGACUUUAGAAUCAACUUAUCGACAUCAUCUGCAGAUCGACAACGAGUUCAUUUACAUCGAUUUAAUGGAUACUGCUGGAGAGAAUAACUCCACGAAAAUCGAGCGCUGCAUAACAAGCGGAGACAUGUUUUUAGUUCUGUACUCCAUCGAAGAUCACGCAUCGUUUGAUGAAGCAGCUCGCAUUGGACGGUACAUAAAGACUCACAAACUCAUAGACCAUCGUUUAAUCCUCAUUGGAAAUAAGAAGGACUUGGAACAUAUACGACAAGUUGACGAGACUGAGGGCAGCGAGCUCGCACAAGAGCUCGACUGUCCUUUUUACGAAAUCUCGGUAUCUGAGUGUGAUGGUUAUAAAGAAGUGAGCGAAAUGGUUUAUAGUUGUUUGAAGAAGUACUUACAGAGUGGUGAAAAAUCAGAACCAUCUCGUCCACGGACUCCUAAUAUGUUAGCUACAACUUCCUCUCUUAUUCGCAUGAAGGAGGGAUGGAUGAGAAAGGCUGGGAGAAGGAAAUCCGUUACAACACUUUGAUGCACUGAUAUAUGUUGACCAUAUAUGCAUUCACUAUUCAUGUACAUAUCAUGGAGGCUUAAUUGAGAAAUGUAAAUAGACCUCUCUCGAUAUUUCCCUCAUAUCCGCGCGGCGCGCACAUUAAAACGAGGUCAGCUGGUCUGCRAACAAUAUAUUUCUAAAAAAGGCAUGUUUUAACAUUUUAUAAAGUGAAUUACAGGUAAAGUAGUUAUCAUUUGUGCUUGAUCUUUAUUGAGAAYUCAAAAAACAACGAGGGCCAUCUUCAAGUGCUACGCAAAUACUGCUCGAGUCCUUCAAGGAUCACUCGUCACGUGAUCGUAUCUCGUCUCUUGCCUGUCGUAAGRGCUGUCGUAUUCAAAGACAAUGCAUAUGUAUUAGAACKGACGAUUUUGCCUAAAGAAAUAAUAGAUAUUACUAGAAACGAUUGUAAAUAAAUGGUUUCAAAGCGGUAUUCUUUCUUUCUUUACGCAAUACGUGACGUACGCAAAUGAAUGGGAUACCUGUGUUUUAUUGUUAUCCGCUGAACUAUAGCRUCGCUG
Exaiptasia diaphana is the source of this 1503-nucleotide messenger RNA. RefSeq names its product ras-related and estrogen-regulated growth inhibitor-like. The coding region runs from base 302 to 964 and encodes 220 amino acids. Gene Ontology annotation, molecular function: GTPase activity; GTP binding. Lineage: Eukaryota; Metazoa; Cnidaria; Anthozoa; Actiniaria; Aiptasiidae. The record is from RefSeq and is a predicted model, not a curated record. The transcript has 6 exons.